Molecule: messenger RNA, 1527 nt
Organism: Tetrahymena thermophila SB210
Lineage: Eukaryota; Ciliophora; Oligohymenophorea; Hymenostomatida; Tetrahymenidae
Product: intracellular protein transporter USO, putative
Exons: 2
Source: RefSeq, a predicted model, not a curated record
AUGCAAUCUUUGGAAAGUAGAGCUAGGAAUUUAUUAAGAUAAUUUUCUAACUCAUCAUCAAAUAGUUCAAGCUUAUCUGUCGAUAGAUAUGAUAGAGUUAAUUAAUUUAUUUCUUAAAGCAGCAAUAAUGCUUCAGAACGUUCUCAUUCAAGAAAGAAUAAAGAAAAUAGAUAAAUGAAUGGUUAGGUUUACAGACAAUAACCCUAAAGCAGAUCAAAAGGAAGGAAUAAAAUUCUUGCAAGCAAUUCUAACAACAAUAGUACUAUAAAUUAAUCUAGAAUAUAAAGAGAAUGCUCCCUAUCUAAGUCAAAGAAAAAUUUACAGACGAUGAAGAAAGGAAGUAUUCUGCAAAAUAAAGAUUCUUCUCCUUCUGAUAGAAUUGUGACAAAAAAUAGGAGUGCUUCAAGAGGAAGGAUAACAUCUAUUUAAAAGUUAUAUAGAGAAAAAGUGGAUUUGAAAACAAAAAUUAUGGAUAUGGAAGAAUAAAUUGAAAUUUAAAAGAAAAAAAUAAAGCUGAUGAAGGAAUUAGUAAAGGAAGAAUAGAAAGAUAAAAAAUCUUUGUCUAAACAAAUAAGAAAAUAAGAGGAAAUUGAAGGCAUCUUAGAAUAGUUGCAUAAUAAGAUUAAAAAUUACUAAGAGAAUGAAAUUAAAUUAAUGCAAGAAUUGAAUGAAUAACAAAAAAUUGCUAGAGAGUCUUUAUAAAAGCUUUAUAAUUUUUAGGAGGAAGCAAUACAUGAUAAAGAGGCUUAAAUUUAAUUGAAAAGCUUGCAAGAGAAAUAUAACUUUAUUGAAUAAGAAAACCGCCUACUGAAUGAAAAAAAUUAAUAAUUAUCAGCUUAAAUAAUGACAAGCAGCCAAAGUAAUUCAGAAAUAUUCUUCUAAAAUGAGCAACUCAAAAAGAACUUAGAGGAGUUAAAAAGUAUUUUAAAGGAAAAGGGCGAUCUUGCUGAAUUAGAAAUUAGUAGUCUAAGGAAAAACAUUGAAAAACUCAAAAAAACAAAUGAGUAUCUUUAAAAUAGCAAUAAUAGAGAUUACUCUAUGAGCUCAUAAGAAAGAGACCAAUUUAUUUUAGAAAUAGAGUCUUUAAGAAGUGAGCUUGAGGAAAAAGACAGAAUAAUAAUUCAAAAAGAAAAUACCUUCAGAGAACAGCUGACUAAAAUAAAUACAAAAGUAGUUGACUGGUAAAAUGAUCUUUCCAAACUGAAAGACCUCGAAUCUGAAAAUAUUUAUCUGAAAAAUAAAUUAAAUAUUUACAAAGAUAAACUGUACGAAAAGUAAAAUAAAUAUAAAUUGUUAAAACAGUAAUGGAAUGAAAUAUACACAGAUCUCAUUAGUUAAAUCUAAGAGCUUAAAGAUGAAAUGGAGCUUAUUAAAAGCGAAAAUAAAAAUUUCCUUUCAAAUUAUAGUGCAUUUGAUUCUAAAAAAAACUCCAGUUAUAAUAACGUCAAAUAAAACAAUAACAAUAAUAGUUAUUAUACAACGUAUGAAAAUAGUUAAGGCUAUCAAAAUAAUAAUAAUAUUUUUUGA